Molecule: messenger RNA, 4693 nt
Organism: Oncorhynchus masou masou (cherry salmon)
Lineage: Eukaryota; Metazoa; Chordata; Actinopteri; Salmoniformes; Salmonidae
Product: transmembrane 7 superfamily member 3-like
Exons: 12
Coding region: 237-1922 (561 amino acids)
Biological process (GO): negative regulation of programmed cell death
Cellular component (GO): plasma membrane
Source: RefSeq, a predicted model, not a curated record
GCCCAGUUUGUUUUGACGUCUCCUGGAGAAAGGAAGUAGCUUGCAGCAGUUGACAUUCGUUGUACGUUUGAGCAACCGGACGUGGUUGGAGUUGUUCCGCGGAAGCAACAACAGCAAUGAAAACGAAUUUGUAGCCACACUAUGUUGCACUGGCCUGUAGCCUUUAUUGAAUAUCUCAGAAACUGUGUUGCAACUGUUGUAGCACACUAGGAAGUAGGAACGUGGGCCCAAAGAAAAUGCCGUCCUCCUGGCUAAUGUACAUAUUUUUAUAUGUCUUGGUCUGUGAUGGAGUUGUAGCACAAAUGGAAAAUCGGGUGGUUUUCCUGUUCAACACCUUUCAGAACGUGAAUGUGAAUGAGAACGAGACAGUGCAGGCUGUGGUCUCCAGAAUCCCCCUUGACGUGGCCUUUAUCACCCUCCAGUUCCACACACAGCACAGCAAUGCUACGCUGUCCUACACCAGGAUGCCAGAGAUUGGCCUCUCUCUAACAGCGGUGGACUCAGGCCUUCUCUCACCCCUGAUCCCCGGUCAGACCAAGCUCUCCUGGUUCCUGCUGGCCCCUGAUGGGGACUCUGUGGCCGGCACUGGGGUCAUCCUCCCCUACACCAGCUCUGACCCAGUCCCUGGAGCUUGUAAUCUGGCGUUUGACCUGGACAUUGACCCAAAUAUCUAUCUCCACUACAACAUUUUUGAGACUACAAUCCGCUUUGGACCUGCAAAUAUUGGAUAUUCAAGGGGCUCCAAUCCGCCCGCCUGUGACACUGAAGUAGGUGAAAACACUCGAUGGCGCCUGAGGUAUGACAUCUACCAGUACUUCCUGCCUGAGAGCGACCUUUCAGAGCAGAGCCUCAUCACCAGCAUCCAGAGUGUGGCCAAUGUGCAGACCAUGAGAGAGCAUGGGAAAAGGGUCAUGACACUAUCAUCCAAUGAUAAGACAGAGGUAGUGUUUAGCUCCAUCCCGGGCCAGGGUGUCAUCUACUCUGUCAUAGUCAGAGACCCAGUGCUUAACACCUCUUCCUCGUAUAUCCCUGUCCACACCUACGCCUGCAGCUUCUCCUCCACCCUGGAUGGCUGCGACACUCUGGGGAAAAUAUCCACAAGGAUCUUCUUCACCAUCGCUGGUUUAGCUGGCCUCUUCGUGUGCUUCUUUGGGCACCGCUUUUUCAAAUGUGAGCUAUUCUGUAUGGGCUUUGGCUUUGCAGCGUUUCUUUUUUUUGUCCUGAUCACAAGAACUACAAAACUGGACUAUGACAUCCGCCUGACCCUGACAGCAGUGAUUGGCGUAGUGGGGGGAGUUAUCCUGGUGAUGAGCUGGUGGCGCUUCGGCUCAGUUAUGUCCUGUGUCGUCGCCGUCGGUCUCAUGUUGGGGUUCCUCAUCUCCUCCAUUGUCUUCUUCACGCCUGUCGGUGACAUACAGGUGUUCCGUUCGAAUGUGGUGUUCUGGGUGACGUUCAGCUGCAUCGUGGUGGUGGUACCGCUCUUCUUUGUCCGAUGGCCAAGAGAGGGUAACAUCACUACGUGUGGUGUAGCUGGAGCCUAUGCUGUGGUGCUGGCUGUGAAUGCUUACAUAUAUACCAGCCUCUCCUACAUCACCCUUAACAUCCUCAAACGCUUCCUCAACGACAACUUCAGCAAGGCCUUUACUGAUGUGCCUUUCCAGGACAUUGAUUUCAUCAUGAUCACAGUGUGGGUGGUUCUGGGUGUGUCUGGUAUCGUGCUACAGCUCUACCGGGAACGCACACGGCCCUUCUUCCCCCCCAGCCCUUACCUCAUGUGGCUGCAAGAGCGGGAGCGCCGCAAGACCAACGUUCUGGACCCAAGCCACCACACGUCCUCACUCCCUUCCCGUCUCCUCGCCCGUGCCCGACAGCUGACUGGCAGGAGGGAGUCCGCUGGCGAGUGCACACCCCUCCUCCUUUAAACCCACCCACUUUACCCAGCCAGGUAGACAGAUUCACCCCACUAGGAGGGUGCUAUGGGGCAUGGGCUCUCUAUCUACAGGGGAAGCACCAUUGCGUUUGGAGUCUUAUGUAUGAUUAUGUAUGUUUUCAUGCCUUUGAUGAUGGUAACAGUCCAUUAAGGUAGUGUUUAUAUGCCUGGGGAGGAACUUUGUCACAAAGUGCACACAGAAUUUUCAAAAGAUUAUUUUCAAGCAUGAUUUGAUUCACUUCCUCAGUCUUGUGGUAUUUGGCUGCAUGUUCUUAGACGGUACUGAGGAAGUUGUUACCGCUGCCACUUAAUAUUGUGCCAAAAUAGUUGGCCACCCUCUCUCCUAGUACAUCACAGUGCCUUUAAACAACUAGGGUUACAGCAUACCAGUAUGGGCAACAUAUGUGUUUUAGUACCACUGAAUAGCACAAGAAAACAUUUGGAACAGUAAGAUGCAGACAGUCUUUUUGAAAUGGCUUUGACAGCAACAUUUGGUAGGUAGGUAUUCAUUUUAGUGUAAAAGUAAGUAUACUUUGUUUAUCUUAAUACCACUCAAUGAAAUUGGAGGGCAUAUGUCCCCCCAGUUUUAAUGGGUAUGACACCACUGUCAGGGAGUUCUGGGUAUGCCCAUUUUGGCUCCAAUGGCUGCAAAUUGUUUUUAAUGUUUUGUCAACAUUUUCGUAUGCAAACUGUCACUUUUACACCAUGUUCUAUAAAACUGAGGCCACUAUUUUUUUUCUAUUUACAAAUAUGAACAAUUACAUUUAAGAAAUAUGAGCGAUGUUUAUAUUGAAAUAACAGUUGUUGAAUCGAACAAUUAGUGGUAUGGGUGGGAACUUGCAGCAUAAAAUGUAUCCUCUCUUGAGUUCAUGGACAUAUUUGAUAGCACUCUAAAAUCAUAAACCACAAGUGGCAGGUGUAGGUGGAUCCUGAGCACUGACGUUUAUAGGAAAUGGUGAUAUAGCCAAAAUCAAAUCAAAUGUAUUUAUAUAGCCCUUCGUACAUCAGCUGAUAUCUCAAAGUGCUGUACAGAAACCCAGCCAAACAGCAAGCAAUGCAGGUGUUGAAGCACGUUGGCUAGGAAAAUCUCCCUAGAAUGACCAAAACCUAGGAAGAAACCUAGAGAGGAACCAGGCUAUGAGGGGUGGCCAGUCCUCUUCCGGCUGUCCCGGGUGGAGAUUAUAACAGAACAAGGUCAAGAUGUUCAAAUGUUCAUAAAUGACCAGCAUGGUCAAAUAAUAGGUCUGGGACAGGUAGCACGUCUGGUGAACAGGUCAGGAUACCAUAGCCGCAGGCAGAACAGUUGAAACUGGAGCAGCAGCACGGCCAGGUGGACUGGGGACAGCAAGGAGUCAUCAUGCCAGGUAGUCCUGAGGCAUGGUCCUAGGGCUCAGGUCCUCAGAGAGAGAAUUAGAGAGAGCAUACUUAAAUUCACACAGGACACCGGAUAAGACAGGAGAAGUACUCCAGAUAUAACAAACUGACCCUAGCCCCCCGACACAUAAACUACUGCAGCGUAAAUACUGGAGGCUGAGACGGGAGGGGUCAGGAGACAUUGUGGCCCCAUCCGAUGAUACCCCUGGACAGGGCCAAACAGGAAGGAUAUAACCCCACCCACUUUGCCAAAGCACAGCCCCCACACCACUAGAGGGAUAUCUUCAACCACCAACUUACCAUCCUGAGACAAGGCCGAGUAUAGCCCACAAAGAUCUCCGCCACGGCACAACCCAAGGGGGGUUUCCUGAAGUGUUGAGCAGUAGCAGGAAGAGCAAACAAGUGCCACAGCCUCUAUUGCUCUGUCAGGUGGCCUGCUGUUUAUGUUCUCUAUUGCCAGCUUUCGUUUGGUAAAGCAUUUUCAGUGUUUCCCCUAUGCCUUUUCUUUAGCAGUGGUGCAAGGGUAGCUGGGUGGGUGCAUUGCUAGUAUUGUAAGCACAAUGUCCUGCCAGCUGUUCCCAUAGACCUGCAAUCAUUGACCAAACGACUAUCCCUUUAAAAGCGCGUCUCGGCAAUUUAUUGAACCUAGGGGAAACACUAAUUUUAAGGUAGUCCAAUAUGUGUUUUGUGGGACCUUUUCUUUAGGUUAUUUCUCUCUCAUUACCCACCCAGUAUGUGCUUUGGUAUGAAAAGCUGGCUUAUUGAGGCAUUAAUGAUGUGUACAGGAGUUUGCCUGCAGUCACAUGACAUGGUUUAUUAAUGCAUUCCAUGACCGAUGUCAGUUUUUCCUCCAAAUGUUCAGUAAUAUUGAAAUUUAAGUAGAUAAUUUAAGAGAUUAUUUUCCCUCUUGUGCAAAACAACAAGGUAUCCUCAGAUGCAGUGUAAUAUCCAACCAGUGAUUUGGUGAAUACUCGCCAUUUGCACACGACAGGAUGUUGAAUUAAAAUUUGAUAGGGAAUUUAUUGAUAUUUUAUGGUUAGUAGAAUCACCUGACAGGAUUCAGAUUAGGAUUACAAUGUCAAGGAUGGGAAAGACUGAAAUGGCCAUUUCUACUUUUCUCAGUUUGCAAACCAAAACACACAGGGGUGUGAGGACACCGACAUUGUAAAAUUAUAGCCAUACUGUUGAAAUUCCUCACUAGGAAAUGCUUCUAUGCACUAAGACUACCGAUGAAGCUUUCUUAAAGGUCAAGGUUACCUUUCAGUAUUUUUCACUACAGCUCUUAGGUACUUACCUUUUCAUGUGCCAUGUCUUGUUUUAAAAUGGGUUGUUUGUCUACAGUGUUUGUUUUGUUGUGUGAGAAAUUUGAUAAAUUGUUUUUCCUAAAAA